AUGGCUGCCGCCCUCUUCAAGGUGGUGCGCCCGGAAGAUUUCGGUGGUGAGAAGAGCCAGGUGACGGAGCUGGUGAGCGAGUUCUUGGGCACUUACAUGUUGGUCCUGACCGUCGGCCUAAACGUCCUUGGCAGCUCCAAGGCAGCCGCCUUCUCCAUUGCCGCUGGGCUCACCUCCAUGAUCUAUGCCUUGGGCGACGUCUCCGGCGCUCACUUCAACCCGGCCGUCACCGUCGCAAUCCUUGCCUCGGGUCGCUGCCCCGAGCUGACGCCUGCCAAGGCGGGAACGUAUGCAGGAGUCCAGAUCGCAGGAGGCAUCGCGGCGGCGCUGACCUACGCCUUCAUCUACCAGGGUGCCACCUUCGGCUUGGGACCUGUUGGCUCCAGCACCUGGGCAGGCGUGUCCGUGGCAGAGAUCGUCUACACCUUUGUGCUUUGCUUCGUGGUGCUCUGCGUCGCCGUCUCCGAGCGCACCAAGGCUUCCCACCUCUUCGGUCUCGCCAUCGGCUCCUGCGUCACCGUCGGCGGCUUCGCCAUCGGCGGCAUCUCCGGCGGAUCCCUCAACCCGGCCGUGUCGUUUGGCAUUGCUGCGGCCAACAUCCUCAACGGUGGCGUGUUCUACAAGGCUUUCAUUUACUCUGCCCUGGAGCUGAUGGGUGCGGCGGCUGCUGCCGGCGUCUUCAUGGUGACCCAUGAGGUUGAGACCGCCGUGGCGGAGAAGAAGGAAGUGGACGCCUGA
Symbiodinium sp. CCMP2456 is the source of this 738-nucleotide messenger RNA. Lineage: Eukaryota; Dinophyceae; Suessiales; Symbiodiniaceae. The record is from the annotation of a GenBank genome assembly.